Messenger RNA from Aaosphaeria arxii CBS 175.79, 1938 nucleotides. RefSeq lists its product as uncharacterized. Gene Ontology annotation, molecular function: protein binding. Bases 1 to 1938 code for a protein of 645 amino acids. NCBI's taxonomy places the organism in Eukaryota, Fungi, Ascomycota, Dothideomycetes, Pleosporales. The transcript has 3 exons. The record is from RefSeq and is a predicted model, not a curated record.
AUGACUGGAGUCAUUAUAGCCCAGCUCUUUCGUGUACAUCACUCCGAAAAUCCCAAUCCUCAACUUGGCUUCUUUGUACUGGGAGUGCCUCUGGCAGCUACUUUCGUCAUCUUGGCCAUCAUUGUACUCCUUAUUGGAGCGUUCAGGUUCUGGAGACAGCAAAAUGCCUUGGUCAGGGGGAUGAUUCAUGCUGGCGGCUGGGAGAUUUCGACUAUCAUGCUUUUUAGCAUCUUGCGUUCACAGCAGCAACAGCAACAGCAGCAUCAACAGCAGCAUAAGCAGCAACAGCAGCAACAGCAGCAACAGCAGCAACAGCAGCAACAGCAGCAACAGCAGCAACAGCAGCAGUCACAGCAACAGCAACAACAAGACGACGACGACGACGAUGACGAUGACGAUGACGAUGAAGAUGCGGAGGCACGCGAAACGGAGAGGCGUCUUCAACAGGAGAAGCUGGACCACCAACAGGCUCUCCUAGCCAGGGAAGCGGAGGCACGAGAAACGGAGAGACGACUUCAGCAGGAGAAGCUGGACCAUCAACGCACUGAAAGGCUCCUUGGUACCCUAAAAGAGUUACAGCACACUAUGGAUCCUCUUAUAGCUCUGCAGGUCUACAACAAUCGCUCCUGUCCCCUGAUCGGUCGUCUGCCAGAAGAACUUCUCCUAGGCAUACUUGAAUUUCUUUACGACGAUGUGGUGACGGUCCUAUGUCUCCGAAUGGUCUCUAGGAUAUUCUUUCGCCUCCUUAACUAUAAAUCAAGCGCUUGGAGAAACCCGUUUCAGCACGGUCUGUGGAGGCCUGGCAUUCACUAUCUACCCCGAGGGCAACUGCUACAAUUUCGAAGACUCUUGCAGAGAUCUGGGCGGUGCGACAAUUGUAGGCGUUGGAACGACGCGCAUGCACAUGUACUAUACGACGACUGCAAAUUCCAUCAGCAUCGCCGCGAGCCCCCACUCUUUGACAGGCUUUACUGCUACGCUUGUCACAGUCUCCACGACUUUCGCCAGUUCUCGUCUAGCUACCAGCUUGCAUGGAGGGAUCAACCGGAACGACGGUGUUUAGGUCAACAGGGGCUGGUAAAGCUGUGUGAGCAUGUGCAAAUCGCCUGGGCAAGCAUCAAGGAGCAUAUCGACAAGUGGCGGCGGCAGCAGCAGUGUGGAGGGGGAGACUGGCAAGCUUGCCUCGACAGCUUUACUAUUGAGUGCCACGAUAUUAGCCACGAUACACGAUGCACGCCCUUAGGGGCCCCCACCUGGCCUCGAGCUCGUCUCUCUAAAGGCAUCCAUGACUCUGAUUUUGUAGUCCUCAAUCUAGAGUGGGCACCUCACGCCCGCAUCGACGCUCUCGCCCUACCUGGGGAUAAUCGAAUACCUGCAACUGAGCUAAGGGCACUGUUCCAGAGGCUGAGGCUUCGAGGACCUGCUGAUACACUGUACCCUUCGUACCGUCCAGGCGCUCUACCCGAGAUGGCAUGUUGUGGUUCAUCGUCUUAUAUAGGAACCUUCAUUAAGUAUGAAGCAGGCGAGGGUAAUCAGACAGUGCUCCAACCACCACUAGUCUUACCGCCAUACUCGCAAAUCUGGCCGUACCUUUUUGAUAGCUAUGGAUUAGGACGCUGUGGCAAGAUACUAAGGGUUACCCCUCAUUACCUUGAAGGUGAUGGCGACAACUGCAGCGCAUUGCCGCAAUGCCUCAAAGUCAGCUACAAGAAGGAUAUCAUGAUUUGCAAGAUAGCACAUGUGACGGACCCGGCUAUCAAGAUUAUCCCCACCGACCAUUGGCUCCACGCCAUGGAUAUCAACACAUACCCUCAUCCGUCGGCGAGCCAUAUCAGGCCCCAGUGCAAGGACAGCACCUGCACCAACUACUAUCAAAAACCUCGGGAGGAUCACUCCUGCAUGACUUGGCCCCAGGCCGACCGACCCCUAAAUUGGUAG